GUCGUGAAUACGCGGGCGCGAGAGAGGCGGCGCGGUGCAAUCGCGUGAAACGCUGAUGACAGACAGCGGCAACCGACGCGCCGAUAUCAACGCUGAGAUGACCUACCGAACACCUCGGCGUCUCUUGCGGUUCACGUCCGUUUAUUCUGAGCUUGAAUAACAGCGGACGAGCGAGUGUAAAGCGGUUCGGACACAUUGUUUGACUGUGCGGAUCCAACACUGCAUCUAUCCAUUUAGUCGCGGGAGCGUGAGAUGACAAAGGACCGCAUGCUAUAAAUCCGGUUUUAAGUGACAGAUUCACCUGUGAGGAUCUACAGUAUCUGAGCAGUGAAACAGCAGUCGGAUUCAUUCAUUCACUCAUGAUCUACAUUUGACAUCAGUGAAAGAGCCUGGAGAUGUCUCAGAAGAAGAUAUUCCUAGUGUUGAUUGCAGUCAGUACUGUCAGCUUGCUUCUGCACCAUGGGGGUCACUUGAACUUGACGUUGGAGGCAUUCGGGUUGGGCUGUCCAUCCUCCACAGUCUCGUCCACCCAGGGCAGCAGUGGACCUUCUGCUAAACACACCAGUGUAGCCUUCUUGAAGACUCAUAAAACCGCCAGCUCCACUGUGCAGAACAUCCUCUUCCGCUUUGCAGAACGCAACAACCUCACUGUGGCACUGCCCAUUACCACCUGUGACCACCAGUUCUGCUACCCUCGGCCGUUCAGUGCCCACUUUGUUCACCAGCACACCACGCCACCUGACAUAAUUACUAAUCAUUUACGGUUCAGCCGGGCUGAGCUACGACGCCUCAUGCCCAACAACACUAUGUACAUCACUAUAUUGCGGGAACCGGGAGCGAUGUUUGAGUCUCUUUUUACCUACUUCAAUCAGUACUGUCUUAGCUUUAAACGUGUCCCAAAUGGCUCUUUAGAGACUUUUCUGGACCACCCUUGGAGCUAUUAUCGUCCAGAAGAGAAGGAUUCGAUGUAUGCGAGAAAUACACUGACCUUUGACCUAGGUGGCGAUAAGGACCGGCCAUCUUCGGAAGCGGCGGGGUAUGCAAAACGAUUCGCUUUAGAGGUGGAGCGGGUGUUCUCGUUGGUUAUGAUCGCUGAAUACUUUGACGAAUCAUUGGUGCUGCUACGCCAUUUGUUGUCUUGGGAUCUCGAUGAUGUUCUGUAUGUCAGUCUCAACAUGCGCACACCUGACUCCAAGAGCAGCCUUUCCAGCGAAAAUACUGCCAAAGUCAGAGCCUGGAACGCAAUUGAUUCUGCACUGUAUGAUUACUUCAAUGCUUCACUGUGGCGGCAGCUGAGCACAUUGGGACUAGCGUGUGUCGAGCGAGAAGUCCAGCUGUUGCGACAAUCUCGUGACCGACUUGUCCGUAGCUGCUUCGGGGGACAUAUGCCACCUCUUCGCUCUGCCGCACAGAUCACAAAUAAGGAAUUGCGGCCUUGGCAGCCAAGUGACAAAGUGGCAAUCGUUGGGUACGAUAUACCAGCUAACCUAACUCGAAAAGGCCACAUCCCUCUACGAGACGAGUGUCUAAAGAUGAUAAUGCCAGAAGUGCAGUACACACGGCUGUUGCUACGCUCAGAGUCCCUACGUUAUCGGAAGCGGUUUCCGUUACGGAGCUCCCAGCAGCCUUCACGAUCCGUGGGACAAGUUCGGGCACACAAAGAGUCCCCAGCUCCGAGUUUGAUCCCACGACCAUCAGAUACUAUGGCUCGGAGCACCAGAGGAGCGCUACGGCUUUCCCAAUGACCGGUGUGAAAGGAUAGUCAAACUUUUUAUUCCCCACUCCUUGAUCUGGACUGCACCUAAAUGUCUGAGUUGUUGGAAUUACUUGAAAGCUUGAGGUCAUACCUCAGUUUUACUGUAUGUGAGCACAACCAAACAUAUGCUCACAACUCUUGUUCUACAAGUUAGAAACACAAUUGUGUUACUCAAAUUGAAAUGUAAAAAGGUGAAGGAAAAUAUAUAUUGAAGUCUGAAAGCCUGACAUCUGGAAUGUCUCAAUCUCUCAAGGACUAUCUC
Molecule: messenger RNA, 2018 nt
Organism: Ctenopharyngodon idella (grass carp)
Lineage: Eukaryota; Metazoa; Chordata; Actinopteri; Cypriniformes; Xenocyprididae
Gene: gal3st3
Product: galactose-3-O-sulfotransferase 3
Exons: 4
Coding region: 396-1745 (449 amino acids)
Biological process (GO): glycolipid biosynthetic process
Cellular component (GO): membrane
Molecular function (GO): galactosylceramide sulfotransferase activity
Source: RefSeq, a predicted model, not a curated record